Messenger RNA from Rhagoletis zephyria (snowberry fruit fly), 438 nucleotides. Lineage: Eukaryota; Metazoa; Arthropoda; Insecta; Diptera; Tephritidae. The record is from RefSeq and is a predicted model, not a curated record.
AUGGCGCAAGUGGUGAACACCUCCACCGACCUGAACUGGCUGCUGACGCGGAACAGCUCCUCGCACCUGCUGAAGCGCCGCGGCGUGAGCCACUUCUUCAGCACCGAUCCGCUGAACCCGAAGGGCCUGCACAAGCCGCGCUUCCAGGGCACCAUCCAGAAGCGCGCCCUCACCGUGCAGGAGAACGCCUCCGGCAAGGGCAUCACCCUGGUGUACAAGAACAAGCGCAACCAGAACAAGCCCGCCAAGGCCAUCUCCCGCGUGCCGCUGAACCGCGGCGCCAGCCGGGCGCUGAAGAACAUCAAACAGCUCGUCAACAAGCAGAACUACCGCAGUGACCUGAAGAACGUCACCCUGAGACGCGCCAGCGCUCUGCUUCGCGGCCAGCGCAUCAAGAACUCCAAGAAGACCCGCACGACCAAGGCCAAGAAGGAGUAA